Molecule: messenger RNA, 2673 nt
Organism: Chara braunii
Lineage: Eukaryota; Viridiplantae; Streptophyta; Charophyceae; Charales; Characeae
Source: the annotation of a GenBank genome assembly
GAGGAAGAGAUUAUAGAGAACUUCCUAUUUAAGAAAGCCCGACCCAAGGAUGGGAAAUGGACUAUGUACAAAAAGAACCUCGUAGAGCUUUACAAGUUGCAGGAUAACAAGUACUCCAUCAAGGACCUUGAAACGAUGACUCAAGAUGAGGAUGAGAGCGUACGGGCCUUUGGGAUGCGCUUCCAGAAGAUAUCCGACGUGCUGAUGAAGAAGGGGAAGAUCUCAGAGGUCGAACGUUGUACUAUCUUCAUCGGACACCUGUCCAAAGGUAGACAAAAGAGUAUACUUAGAGAUCUUCCGCGCGACAAACUUGACUUCCCAGAAGUCCUAAAGCUCGCGAUAAAGGCAGAGGCAGACGACUACAAGGACUUAGUGUGGAGAGGGAUGAGGAGACGUGACUUCUCUCUCUACAAGGAGUAUGCCACAGAUAGAUGCCCUGAUUUCAAGGACCACCCUUGGUCGGAGAAGAGUGAAGCCGUGACCGAGGAAGUGAAGGAGAUAAGGGACAUGGUAAAGGGACUGACAAGACAGGUUACAGAGAUUGUGACAAGCACAGGAGCCACGACUUACCGGGACAAACCCGGAGGGCCCUAUUCACUUCGCUGGGAUCGGACGAACACUGAUUCUUGGAGGAGUGUCGAGGACAGAAAUCCUCGCACGCUGACUGAUUAUCGUACGAGGGAAAGGGAGAGAGACGAUGAGCCAUGGCGACGUAGGGAUGACGAGAUAGACCUGGACCGCAGAGCUCGCGAGACGUAUGGGCGAGUUAGGAGGCUGGAUGAUUACUCGCGUAGCCCUCGUUAUGAGGCCGAUCGGUGCAGAGGCGACUCUAGAGGCCGGUGGGAGUCAGAUCAGGGCCGACGAGACGGAUACAGGGACUGCAGAUAUGAGAGAUCAGACCGAGAUGGAUAUAGGGACGGAAGAUAUGAGAGGACGGAUCGAGAUGGCUACGGAGGUGGCGGAUAUGAGAGAGGACGUCGAGACGUGGACCGACGAGACGACUCGGGUGGAUGGUAUGACCGUGGGGGAUACGCGAGAGAGCGGCGCGACGAUUCGCGGGGGUGGUACAGCCGAGGAGAUCGGCGCGGUGAGACACGCGGGCGAUACGACGCUGGGGACCGCCGAAACGAUUCAAAGGGACGAUAUGAGUCAGGAGGAUCUGGGGAAGACCGCCGCAACGAUUCGCGCGGUCGGAAUGAGAGAAGGGGAUAUGGCGCCUCAUCAGAGCCGUAUCCCAAGUCGCCUGACCCCAGAGCAGCGAGAGGUACGACCUCCAGAGGCACGGACGACAGGCCACCCAACCCUAGGAACUUUUGCGUCUUCUGUAGAGGGGAUGAUCACAUCAAGAGAGAUUGCCCGGACCUCAAACGGGCAAUAGAUGAGGGGUUUGUCGUGCUUGACGACCGCAAGUACGUCAAGUGGGCAGAUGAUCUGGGAGAUGUAUCGAUGUUCCCUUCGAUGAAGGAGAAUGUCGAAGCAAGGAGAGUAAAGCCGAGUAAAGGAAAGGAACCGGUCAGGAGUAAGAGCAUCAAGAUAACUUUUGAGGGGGAUAUGGCGACCACACCCAUAAGGGUGGCAGCCACCAAGUCCGCGAGAGGAUCUACAUCGAAGAAAACUGACACGAAUUACGUGAUGGCGGAGAAGGACGGUGGACAGCGGAUCGAUGAAGAGGAGGUUAUUCUUUCGCCGCGAAAGCGGGGAGUAAAGAAGUUCUUGAUGAAGAGUUCGCUGGAUGAGAUUGACACGGUCGAGCCACUGAGACGGGCCCUUCGGCAACCCAUGCAGUGCUCUAUUCUGGAGUAUCUGGCGGCAUCGAAGCCAACUCGCGAUGAGUUACAGAUGAUCACACGAAAGACUCGCAUACCUCUAUCAGAGGAGGCUCAGGGGGCCCCUAAGGUGCCACCAGACAAGUUUUACAUACUUGGUAGUGGGGCCGUGGAGGCGAUCAUAAACGAUGGAGCGGUACUAGAUGCUGUGAUCGAUAACGGCAUUGAGGCUGUCAUUAUAGAUGAGGAUCUGGCAGUACAGGUUGGACUGAGCCUCGAUAAGUCAUACCUAUUCAAGAUAGAGACUGUUGAUUGGAGGAAACAACAGAUCACUGGGGUUUGUCACAAGGCAGCCAUAGAGGUCAAAGGGGUACGAGUGACCCUGCCUGUCUUUGCAGUCAAGAACUGCAGCUCCGAUCUGCUUUUGGGACGAACGUGGUUGAGCCACGUGCAUGCGGUGACGAUAGAACGACCAGAUGGAAGCCAGACGUUGUCCAUUAAGAAGCUAGAUGAGACGCGGAUUAUGAUUGAGACGGUGGAGUCUCGGGACCCAAGGAAUAGAGCAGCUCUCGCGGUGGGAGCAAGACCCAGUGAUCAGAUUCAGUUAUUACCUAUCUCUGGCCGCGCGGUGCGAUUUCGCGAGAAGAAGUAUGGACCACUGCUCACAGAGGAAGAAGAUCGGAUCGUGGAAGUGGAAGAUUUAGGGGGUCGGCUGAUAGUGGACGGCAACUCGUACCCAAAGGAGACAGAUGAGGAAUUUGGCGGGGUGGUAUCUGUGUCUUUUUUAAGGGCACGGCCCCCUAUGGGGGGCUACCCAAGCGACACAAGCGAGUAGCUCAAAAAGUUAAGCCAGUGACAGUGGGCCGUGAGCGAUCUCCACUGGAAGGGAUAUCGGAAGAAAAGAUCG